Salpingoeca rosetta is the source of this 5961-nucleotide messenger RNA. RefSeq names its product ATP-binding cassette protein. The record is from RefSeq and is a predicted model, not a curated record. Gene Ontology annotation, molecular function: ATP binding; ATP hydrolysis activity; lipid carrier activity. The transcript has 30 exons. The coding region runs from base 83 to 5827 and encodes 1914 amino acids. NCBI's taxonomy places the organism in Eukaryota, Choanoflagellata, Craspedida, Salpingoecidae. Gene Ontology annotation, cellular component: membrane; intracellular membrane-bounded organelle. Gene Ontology annotation, biological process: transmembrane transport; lipid transport.
CACGCACACGACUUUGUGCUCCUAUUCCCAGCCACACACACGGGCGCACGCAUUCACACGCCCCCUCGCCUCCCUCGCAAAGAUGCGCGCAAGCAAAGCGACGCAGCUGCGGCUGUUGCUGUGGAAGAACUGGCUGUUGCUGAAACGCCGCCCUCUUGGCACCUGUGCGGAAAUCUUCGUGCCUGUGCUGCUCUUCUUGCUGUUGUGGAGCCUCCGCUCCAUCAUCGACACCGAAAAGUUCUCAGACACCACGUUUUGUUCCCGGGCCGUGUCUGGACUGGACUACCCGCGGUUUUACCACAACGAGCAGUUUGGCGAAUUCUCGCAGCUCUUUGACGACUUCAACUGCGAGCCAGAUCGGCCCGUCCUCUUCACCGUGUUUGGGACGCCCAACAGCUUCCCCAUCAAGUUUGAGGAUGACUCCGACACCAUUUACCCCGUCAUCGCAUACGCACCAAAUGAUGUUCCUCAAGUGAACGAGGUGAUGGAGCGGUUCCAGCAGCUGCUGACGACGUUCUUCGCGUUUGACUUUGUCAACGGGCCGCACAACAUGACGGGAUAUGCAACAGAGGAAGACCUGCUCACCGGCUACGACCAAAGCAGCGGCAACAGCUUUGGCCUUGCCGUCAUCUUCCACGAGGAUGACGGCAGCGGCGGGCGAGGUCCACUGGGGUUCACGCCAGACCACGUGCAUUACGUCAUGCGCAUGCCAGAGGGCCUGCCCUCAAACAGCUUUGAGGGUUGGGCUACGGAGCGCUCCUAUCCAGAAUUUGAAGCCCUGGGCCCCGAUGUGCGGUCGACGUACUUUGACGAGAGCCACUUCCUGUCACUGCAGAGCACUCUCGACACCGCCAUCAUCGCAGCCAUCAACGGCUCCAUUCCCCCCGUCGUUCCGCGGCUGUCUCCGCUGCCGUGGCCGGCGUACUCGUCCGACGGCUUUAUCUACGCCCUCCGCGACACGCUGCCGUUUGUCCUCGUCAUCUCCUUCCUCUUCACCGUCACAUCACUCGUGCGCCAGAUUGUGCAGGAGAAGGAAAAGCGGUUGAAAGAAGCAAUGACGAUGAUGGGCCUUGAUCCAAAGAUCCAUUGGGUUGCGUGGUUCAUCCGCGCCAUUGUUCUUCUCUUUAUCAGCAUCGUCCUCAUGAUCCUCAUCUUCGAGGCUGGAAAGUUUACGCAGUAUUCAGAGACGGGUGUUGUGUUCAUUUUCCUUCUCCUCUUCUCCCUCUCCACCAUUUGUUUCUGCUUCCUCGUCAGCACGUUCUUCUCGAAAGCGAGCACGGGUGCGGCUGCGGCAGGGCUGCUGUUCUUCAUCGCCUUCACCCCAAAUUAUUACAUCGGCCCACGCUUUGAGUCCGUCUCCGCCAGCGACAAGACCGGGUUCUGUCUCCUCUCCCCAACAUGUGUUGGUAUCGGCACAUACAUCCUCAGCGUCUUCGAGUCCAGCGGCGAGGGCCUUUCGUUUGCGAAUCUCGACAGCGGAUCGACGGAGAAGGACAGCUUCUCCAUGGCGGACGUGUUUGGUAUGCUGAUCGCCGACAGCGUCAUCUACCUCGUGCUCGCUUGGUACGUCACCAACGUGCUGCCGGGCACAUACGGCAUCCCCCGCCCAUUCUACUUCUUUCUCCAGCCCUCAUAUUGGCGCGGUGUCCACAAGGGCCCCGUGUACUCCAACAAGAACGCAAACGAUGAUCCCAAUCUCUUUGAGCCGCUGCCCCAGGGCACACCGAUUGGGGUGCAUGUUGAGAACCUGUGCAAAGUGUUCAAGGCGGAGACGGGCGGGAAGAAGGUAGCCCUGGACGGGUUCACAUUUGAUUGCGCCGAGAACCAGAUUACAGCGCUCCUGGGCCACAACGGCGCGGGCAAGACGACGGCCAUGUCGAUUCUCGUCGGGCUGUUUCCGCCAACAUCCGGCACCGCCGUUGUCAACGGACACGACAUCACCACAGAUAUGGCCGGGGUCCGCUCGUCGCUCGGGCUGUGUCCGCAGUUUGAUGUUCUGUUUGACGCGCUGACCUUUGCAGAGCACAUUGUGUUCUUCAGCCGCCUCAAGGGCCUCACAGUGGAAGAGGCAAAGCAGGAGGUGCUGAAGUAUGCCAAGGACUUGGAUUUGGAGGAGAAGACGAAUGACCGGGUGGACACGCUCUCUGGCGGGCAGCGACGCGCUGUCUCCGUCAGCAUUGCGCUGUGUGGCGAUUCAAAGGUCGUGCUCCUGGAUGAACCAAGCAGUGGCAUGGAUCCGUACAAGAGACGACACACGUGGGAUCUGCUGCUCAAGCACAAGCAAGGCCGCACCAUUCUGCUCACGACGCAUUUCAUGGAGGAAGCAGACCUCCUUGGCGAUCGCAUCGCCAUCAUGGCUGCGGGCAAGCUGCGAACCAUGGGGUCCUCGUUCUUCCUCAAGAGCAAGUUCGGUGUCGGCUACCACAUGAACGUCACCAAGACGCCUGUGUGCGACGUUGGCGCCAUUGCCUCCACCAUCGCCGAGCACGUGGAGGACUCUGAGCUGGUGUCCAACGUGGGCACGGAGCUCACGUUCAUCCUGCCGCAUUCCCAAGUCGACAAGUUCCCAGCCAUGUUUGACACGCUUGACGCGCAGAAGGAGAAGCUUGGCUUUGAGGCGUACAACGUCUCUGUGACCACCAUGGAGGAGGUGUUUCUGAAGGUGGGCGAGGGCAACGAAAAGGCACUUGUACUCAGCAACGACGCAUCACACGACCACGACAACCACGCACACAGUGAUGGUGUUGAGCAGAAGGUGCUUGUGGAUGCAGAGCACAAGCACAGCGCGAAGGUGGUUGAUGCCGGAACCCCGCUUGUCGGUGCACAGCUGCUGUGGUCGCAGAUGCGCGCCAUGCUUACCAAGCGCGCGCUCUACUCUUCUCGCAACAAGUGGGCCAUCAUCACGCAGCUUGUGAUUCCGCUGUUCUUUGCCGUCGCAGCUCUGGCGAUUGCGCGGCUUGGCGAAACGACAAACGACACGCCCUUGCUCGCCCUGGACAUGACGACAUAUCCAAACCCGGUCACCGUUUUUGCAUCCCCGAACGAUCUCGCAGGCGACUACCGCUCAUUCUUGGAUCGUGCGCCAGCGCGGCGCGUGGCGGACAUGGGCGUCCGCACGUCUCCGCUGCAGGCAUCGCUCUUCUCGCAUCUCACCGACCACAUCAGUAGCCUGAGCGGUGUCGUUGGCGACGUCGCCUCUGCCCCAAUUAACACGUCAGGCACGCUAUUGGGCCGACAAGACCUGCAGGACUACGAGCAGUCCAACUUUUUCGAGUCACAUGUGGCGGCGUUCACCAUGGAGCCUGGCGCGUUCUAUGUCACCUACAACAGCAGCAGCAACCAGUGUGGGCUGCUGCACCCAGACCUCAGUGUCGACGCCGGCCCGCUCUCGCUCGCCUUUAAUGAGACCUACACCAUCACCGUGCUUGAUCCGGCGUUUAGCCAGAUUUUCUUUUCCAACGGCAGCACGGGCGCAACGCAGUUUCGCCCAAGUGACUACAAGCAGUUGUUUGUCACGGCACAGUCACUGCCGCUGAUGGCCAUCACGCUCGAUGUCACCCAGCAGCUCAUCGACACGCUCGCAAACGAGAACAACACGCUGUAUCUGUUCUGCGGCAACACGACAAUGGCCCCAUUGCCACUGCCAAUCAGCUUGGCAGCAGCACAGGCCACAAUCCCCGAUUUCGUCAAUGCCUAUCUUGGCUUCUCGCCCCGCGCUCUCCACAGCCCUCCACAAUCGCUGAAUGUGCUGGGGAAUGCGAUGGCGCGGGAGUAUUUGGGCCCGUCAGCGUCCAUCCACGCAUACAAUCACCCGCUGCCUGCGUCUGCAACAGAGGCUGUGGACUCGAUUCUCUCUGAUCCCAUUGGCGUGAACCUGGCCGUGUUCCUCAUCUUUGCCUCGGGCUUCCUCAUGGCCAGCUACGUGCUGUUUGUGCUGCUGGAACGCGUCAACAAGGCGAAGCAUGUACAGUUUGUGAGCGGCACCAACGCCUACGUGUUCUGGACAGCAAGCUUUCUCUGGGAGUGGUUCACCAUGCUCGUGCCCGCUGUUGGGCUGGUCAUCAUCAUCGCCGCCUUCAACAUUGACGCGUACAACUCGCACCUGGGCCUCAUCUUCUUCCUCUUUAUGAUGUUCACCUUUGCGUCCAUCCCCUUUGCCUACUGCCUGUCCUUCCUCUUCUCCUCGCCCUCGAGCGCAUACGCCGCCGUGUCGAUCGCCUUUGUCUUUGUGGGCAUUGGCGGCCUCAUUGGCGUGUUUGUCGCCACCAUCCUCGACGAGAACCAGGUUGCAUACGACCUGCGCCACGUGUUCCUGCUCAUCCCCAACUACGCAUUUGGCCAGUCCCUCUACGACAUCUGGCUCAACUCCAAGUUUGGCGAGCUCUACACCCGCUUUGCGGACGUGUGCGAGCAAUUCAAUGACGUGGAUGCUGUGCGACAGCUCUGCAACUCGCACAAGUCCAACUACCUCGCAUGGGACAACCCCGGUGUUGGGCAGCCGCUGCUGUACAUGUUCCUGUCGGGCGCGUUUUGGUUCACGCUGCUGCUGCUCAUUGACCUCGGUGUCAUCCACCGCCCGUCCGUUCCUGCCGCCAAAUUUGAAAACCGCGACGAGGACGAGGACGUGCUUGCUGAGCGGCGGCGUGUGGAGGCCGGUGGCGCCGACAACGACGUCGUUGCCGUGCGCGACCUGAGCAAGGCCUUCAAGAAGAAGGGGAACCGCAGUUUCAUCGCUGUAGACUCCAUCACGCUUGGCGUUCCCAAGGGCCAGUGCUUUGGCCUGCUUGGCGUCAAUGGCGCUGGCAAGACGACCAUGUUCCGAAUGCUGACAGGAGAGAUCCGCCCCAGCAGCGGCGUUGCUCGCAUCGCGGGCUUCGACUUGGCCUCAAACAUGACCAAGGCCCGGCAGCACCUCGGCUACUGCCCCCAGUUUGACGGGCUCAUCGGGCUUUUGACUGGCCGCGAGCAUUUGCAGAUGUACGCGCGACUGCGCGGUGUUCCUGAAGACCGCAUCACUGCUGUUGUUGACGAUCUCACAUCCCGCCUCUCCCUCACCCAAUAUGCGGACAAGCCAGCGUACACAUACUCUGGCGGCAACAAGCGCAAGCUCUCAACAGCCAUUGCGCUCGUUGGCUCGCCGAGCAUCGUGAUGCUUGAUGAACCAAGCACGGGCAUUGACCCUGCAUCAAGAAGGUUUCUCUGGUCUGUGUUGGAGCAAGUGACUGCGCAAGGGCAGUCCAUCAUUCUCACUUCCCACAGCAUGGAGGAGUGUGAGGCGCUGUGCCAGCGUCUGGCCAUCAUGGUGAACGGCCGGUUCAAGUGCAUUGGCGGUGUGGGCCACCUCAAACAAAGGUUUGGGCGCGGGUAUUCCCUGCAGGCGCGGGCGAAACCAAACGAGGACGGGACCGCUGGCGACACGACAGCCCUGAAGCUGUUCGUCGAGGCCAACUUCAACGGGGCUGUGCUGAAGGAAGAAUACAACGGCACCAUCACAUAUCAUAUUGAGAACGAGACGCGGUCAUGGUCGUACAUGUUCUCCAAGUUGGCGGAGGCCAAAACGCGCUUCUCACUGGACGACUACAGCUUGAGUCAAGUCUCGCUUGAACGGGUGUUCCUCCACUUUGCUGCCGAACAGCGUGAGGACGCGGCAGAGCGCAACGGCCUUCUCUCGUCCCACAAGAGCCAAAGCCAAAGCCAAAACCAGAGUCAGACCCAGAGCCAAAGCCAGAGCCGCAGUCAAACUCGCCAGGCAGGCGGUGCCGUGCACUCACUGCAAGAACCACUCCGAGACCAUCACAACAACGACACGGAAACAAUCAUCAUCUAGUGCGCGUAUGUGCAUGCGCAUCAGGCUACUUGUCAGUGAUCCGUGCUCAAGCGCGGUCUGGACUUGUGUGAGCACCAUUCUUUCUCGUCCUCUCUUUGUUGUCGAUUGUUGUUGUUGUUGUUGUUGUUGUCGAU